AUGAAGACAAAGCAAAUUUAAACUGAAAGGAGCUAAUAGGUGAAAGCGAAGGCUUAAAUUAAUGAAACAGAAAGAGGAUAAAAACCAACCAAAAAUUAAAAUGUUUUAACAGAAUAUCAGUAUGAUGAGGACUUACCAUAGGAUCAUUAAAAAGAAUCUUUGAUUAAAUUGUUUUUUUGCCCUGACUAAACUUUUAGACAAAGCAUGAAUAUGACCUCAAAUGCAAACAACUUUUUAGACAGCUCUUACAUCACUCAUUUGGACAUGAAUACUAUCCUAUAAAGUCCUAGGAAUAAAUUAAAGAAUAUAUAUAAACAAAAGCUAGACUUGGAUACCUCAAUUAAUUUUCAUAAUAAUCGAAAUAGUGGUCUUACAUCAAGUUAAAAUUUUGGAGGCUUAAACUAAUCAAUUACAACUCAAUAUCCUAGCCAAGGUGGUUGUUUUGUUUCUUUUGAUUCCCUAUAAAAGACAAAUUAACUAUGA
Tetrahymena thermophila SB210 is the source of this 483-nucleotide messenger RNA. RefSeq lists its product as hypothetical. The transcript has a single exon. Lineage: Eukaryota; Ciliophora; Oligohymenophorea; Hymenostomatida; Tetrahymenidae. The record is from RefSeq and is a predicted model, not a curated record.